AUGAAUUCUAAAUAUUUCUCACCAAAGGCCAAUUAACAAUUCUUUGAAAGCUUCCUCAGAUCUCCCAGAGAGGUUAAACUAUAUCGAAUAAGAUUUGAUUCAAUUUUUAAUGAGUAUUUGCAUAGGAAGGCAGAUCAUUUCCAAUUGGACCCAAUUAUGCAAACAAAUAUAACAGAUCAAAUAAAAGAAAAGGUUGAGAAGAGAAGGAGGACCUAUGAAAAGAGACACACCUCUACUUAAUUAAGUCCGCUUGCUCAUUUUCAUAUUCAGCCAAGUCCUUAAGUAAAAAACAUGUAAAGACAUAUUUCGAGAGGUAAGCGAACCAGAUUUGAUGUAUAAUUAAAUUAAUCAUAUAUGUGA
Messenger RNA from Paramecium octaurelia, 360 nucleotides. The record is from the annotation of a GenBank genome assembly. Lineage: Eukaryota; Ciliophora; Oligohymenophorea; Peniculida; Parameciidae.